This is a messenger RNA of Gongylonema pulchrum, 591 nucleotides long. The record is from the annotation of a GenBank genome assembly. NCBI's taxonomy places the organism in Eukaryota, Metazoa, Nematoda, Chromadorea, Rhabditida, Gongylonematidae.
AUGAAGUACUUGGACGCCGGGGCAGUUACUGUGAAGUACUUAGAUGUCGGGACAACUCCAUCAUUUAUGGAGGAAACGGAUCCGCGUGCCGAUUCACUUUACAACGUGAAAACGGAGAUUGCAUUUCCAAAACGUGUGGACGAAGUGAAUUACCGUUGUACGUCAGCCGAAGUAAACACGCAAGAUUGGAGCAAAGAGUAUCUCGAAGGGACCCCUCCCACUCCUUCGCCCUCGGCCAUUGCUACAUCGCCAGAAUCGUACCGAGCGCAGGAUUAUCUGACACUGAAACAACAGGCAACAAGCGAAUCACCGGAAUCCAGCUCACCGGUUAAACCCCAAAUGACCAUGCUGUUUGCUGGUGGCGGUGGUGGUGGUGCAAAACAAGCAUCGAAAACGGGAAGUGACAAAAACGCCAGUGCCAAAAAACUGGGUAGUUCGCCAAGAAGUCAACCGGAACGGAGCAGCGAAUCGAUGAGGCUAAAACUGAGGCGACUACAACGACGAAUAGAAGAAAAUGUACGACAAAAAACCAGUGGACGAAAGUCGGACACGACACAGAGGACAGGGCAGACAUCGCCCCUAAAAAAGUGA